CUACCCUGCUUCUUGCUUCUGAUCACUUCUCUCCUGCGAUCUGCUGCUUCGCAUAGAAUCGCGUGAGCUUCGGAGCUAUCCGCCGUCGAGGUGUUUGGUUUUGUUUUGAUGCUCACCUCCCGUCCGUCCGCCGCCCGCCGACUCCUGCAUCCCGCGCUCCGCCGCGCUCUCCCCGCGUUUUCAGAUCUGCCCAUGGCGGCUCUUCAGAUGAACGCCGCGUCGCUCUCCAGCGCGCCGCGCGCGCUGCAGGCGAAGGACGCUUCGUCGAAGCCUGCGUCAUCCCAGUCCACACCCUCCAUCUCCUGGCGAUCCUUCUCGUCCGGUGCUGCUGGCAAUCCCGCUCUGCUCGCCCGGCUCUCCCGCUCUGGCGCUCACGCCACGUCAGCAUGGCAGCGUGCCUCGCAGAAGCCUGCCACGUGGAGCCCCGUCCGGUGCAACGCCACGACUACAGAGGCGGCUUCCGAGACAUUCACCUACCAGGCAGAGGUGAAUCGGCUCAUGGAUCUCAUCGUCCACUCGCUCUACAGCCACCGCGAGGUUUUCCUGCGAGAGCUCGUCAGCAACGCGAGCGACGCCCUGGAUAAGCUUCGGUUCCUGUCGGUGACGGACCCGUCGCUGAUGGAGGCGAAUUCGGAGCUCGCCAUCCGCAUUAAGGCGGACCCCGCUACUGGCACCAUCACCAUCACCGACUCGGGCAUCGGCAUGACCAAGGAGGAGCUCAUGGACUCCCUCGGGACCAUCGCGCAGAGUGGCACCGCCAAAUUCGUGAAGGCGCUCAAGGAGAAGCAGGAGAAGGAGGGCGAGGUGGACAGCAACCUGAUCGGCCAGUUCGGCGUGGGCUUUUACUCUGCUUUCCUCGUCGCGGACCGAGUGACGGUGCGCACCAAGAGCCCCAAGAGCGACAAGCAGUGGGUGUGGGAGGCGGAGGCGGACCAGAGCACGUACACGAUCAGGGAGGAGACGGACGCAGAUGCUCAGCUGACCCGUGGCACGUCCAUCCAGCUGCACCUCAAGGACGACCAGAAGGCGGAGUACUCGGACCCCACGCGCCUGGCGAGCCUGGUGAAGAACUACUCGCAGUUCAUCGGGUUUCCCAUCUACAUGUGGCAGGAGCAGACGCGCAGCAAGGAGGAGGAGUACGAGGAAGCGGCAAAGGAGGAGGGCGGGGAGCCCGUGAAGAAGACGCGCACCGUGGAGGAGAAGUACUUCGAGUGGGUGCUCGAGAACGACACCAAGCCCAUCUGGGUGCGCGCCCCCAAGGAGGUGGCUGACGGAGAGUACAACGAGUUUUUCAAAAACACCUUCAAGGAGUUUCUGGACCCCCUGGCGCACGCGCACUUCUCCACGGAGGGCGAGAUCGAGUUCAAGUCGCUGCUCUACGUGCCGGGCAUGGCCCCUUUUGAUGCCAACGACAUGUUCUCAGGGAAGACGCGCAACAUCCGCCUCUAUGUGAAGCGCGUGUUCAUCUCGGACCAAUUUGACGGCGAGCUGCUCCCGCGCUACAUGGCGUUUAUCAAGGGCGUCGUCGACUCCAACGACCUCCCCCUCAACGUCUCCCGCGAGAUCCUCCAAGAGUCGCGCAUCGUCCGCAUCAUGCGCAAGCGCCUCGUGCGCAAGGCCUUCGACAUGCUCGACGACAUCGCCGCCCGGAAGGACGCGGACGGCAACCCCUCGGACGACUACAAGACCUUCUGGCAGAGCUUCGGGCGUAACGUGAAGCUCGGGUGCAUCGAGGAUGCUGGUAACCACAAGCGCCUUGCACCGCUCCUCCGCUUCUUCUCGUCGAAAUCCGAGGAUGAUCUGAUCUCGCUCGAGGAUUACACUGCCCGGAUGAAGGACGGGCAGAAGGAAAUUUACUACAUUGCCGCGGACACCGUGCGCAGCGCCAAGUCUGCCCCGUUCCUCGAAAAGCUGAACCAGAAGGGGCUGGAGGUGCUCUUCCUGGUGGAGCCAAUCGACGAGGUUGCGGUUACCACGUUACAGUCGUACAAGGACGUCAAGUUCGUGGAUAUUUCCAAGGAGGACCUGGACCUGGGAGAUGAGGGGGAUGCGGCGAGCAAGAGGGAGCAGGAGAAGGAGUAUGAGGGCGUGUGCGACUGGAUGAAGGGGGUCCUCGGGGACAAGGUGGCCAAGGUGCAGGUGUCGCAGAGGAUCGCGUCGUCGCCGUGCGUGCUCGUGGCUGGCAAGUUCGGCUGGUCGGCCAACAUGGAGCGCAUCAUGAAGGCGCAGACGAUGGGCGACCCCCAGCAGGCGGAGUUCAUGAGGGGCAGGCGGAUCCUCGAGAUCAACGCUGACCAUCCGAUCAUCAAGGACCUCAAGGUGCAGAGCAGUGUGGCACCGGAUAGUCCCAAGGCCAGGCAGCUGGUGGAUCUGCUGUACGAGACGGCCCACAUUGCCUCGGGAUUCCCGCCUGAGAACCCUGCUGAGUUUGGCUCCCGUGUGUAUGAGAUGAUGGCUCUUGCCAUUCCUCAAGCUGACUCUGCUUCUCCUGCUGCUACUUCAUCCUCAUCAACAAGCGCCCCGGUACAACCUGAAGUUGUGGAGGCCUCUGAAGUGCGAACGGAGGGUGAUGUAUGGAAGUGAAGAAGGGAAAGGAGCUGAUCUAGAAUGGAGAGCUAGUGCUAGCAUUAGCAUCUGUUGAGCUUCACAUGAGAGUGGGCUAUGCUAUUUAGUCAACAGUUAACACAGCCGUGUGACAGAGCUAUCCUACUAGCCACUGGGAAAGAGAUUUUGAGUGAGACGAUUGGAGUCAACAUCUUCAAGACGU
Closterium sp. NIES-67 is the source of this 2767-nucleotide messenger RNA. The record is from the annotation of a GenBank genome assembly. Lineage: Eukaryota; Viridiplantae; Streptophyta; Zygnematophyceae; Desmidiales; Closteriaceae.